AUGUCUUUUCAAAGCAACUGGACUACGUUAAUGGUCCGUUUAUUCUCUCUGCUACUCUGUGCGCGACUGGCCAUCUCCACUGUCGUCACGCCCGAACCACCAAGUCUCCAAUUCCUCUACACUGCCUAUGUUGAGUGUGAUGAUAACCUCAUGACCGAAGUCGCUGGUCCUCACGGUAUACGAAAGGCAAUUCCCAUCGUCGGGGGUAACUUUACCGGUCCCCGUCUCUCGGGCAAGAUUCUCGACGUCGGAGCGGACUGGGGCCUCGUUGAUCCUCGAACAAACAUCUUUUCAGCGGACACCCGAUACAAUCUGCGGACGAAUGAUGGCGCUGACAUCUAUAUCCGGACUUCUGGUCCACAGGGCCCAGAUGGCCAUCUGCAUCUACGAAUUGUCUUUGAAACGGCAAGUAAAAAGUAUUACUGGCUGAAUAAUGUCCUUGGUGAGCCUUCUCUUCUUUGGGAAUUAUUUAUAUGUUUGAACAUGACGUCUGACUUCCUUGUUACUUUAGCGGUUGGUCUUUUGACGUCGGGUAUCCCGACCACUAAGAACGUCAGCUUGUUGAGAAUUGAUGCUUGGAACUACUACAAGGAUGCAGUUCAAGUUUUGACCUGA
Penicillium waksmanii is the source of this 615-nucleotide messenger RNA. Its product is annotated as DUF3237 domain-containing protein. The record is from RefSeq and is a predicted model, not a curated record. NCBI's taxonomy places the organism in Eukaryota, Fungi, Ascomycota, Eurotiomycetes, Eurotiales, Aspergillaceae. The transcript is spliced from 3 exons. The coding region runs from base 1 to 615 and encodes 204 amino acids.